Rhodofomes roseus is the source of this 2123-nucleotide messenger RNA. RefSeq lists its product as uncharacterized. The annotation marks the transcript as partial. The transcript is spliced from 6 exons. The record is from RefSeq and is a predicted model, not a curated record. Lineage: Eukaryota; Fungi; Basidiomycota; Agaricomycetes; Polyporales; Fomitopsidaceae.
GAUGCGACGGGCGGUGACGCGCAGGUCGAGGACGCGCCGGGCGAGGAUGCGGAUGGGGCAAAGGACGCGCUGGGCGACGACGCGCAGGUCGAGGACGUGCUGGGCGACGACGCGCAGCUUGAGGAUGCGACGGGCGGUGACGCGCUGGUCGAGGACGCGCCGGGGGAGACUGAACCGGGCGAGGACGGUGAGGACCGCGAUGACCGCAACGACGACGACGAGGCGACCGGUGUAAUACCUCGCACGACCCCGCCUGCAACACCACCCGUAUGCGCAACGCGCAACGCGAAGGCCAACGAGGCGCGGGAGCGUGAAGACCGACCCGCCCUGCCCCAUACGAAGGCGACGUCGCCUGUUGACGGCAAGGUCGAGGUCGAGGCGGCAGAUGAGAGCGAGUUCGAGGUGGAGGAGGCAGAUGAGAGCGAAGGUCGAGGUGGAGGAGGCGACGAGCUCGGGAAGGCCCGAGGGGGAAAACGCAUCAGCAGCAAUUCGGCGCGGAAGGCACGGGCAGCAGGCAAGGGCAAGGCGUCGGCCGUGCCCAAGCGUGAGGACCCGGAGGUGGACAACUCUGCGCCCAAGUGGGAAGGGCAGUGGACCCUUCUCAUGCCCGCAACUGAGAAGAACGACAACGUGCACGCGAAGUUCAUGGGCAAGUGGCGAUGUGCGCAGUGCAAGAAGAGAGGCGCCACCGAAUGCGUCAUCCGCGGCCUCGGACGCAGGUGCGUCGCCUGCAUCACCGGGCAUAGAUCUCCAUGCGACAUUAAGACCUACUACGAAGCAGAGGCCGUCUACGUGAACGACCAGAAACACGGUCGAUACGCUGACCUUCCCCCCGCGCGCUCGACCACUGCCCCCACGACCUCAAAGAUCAACCCGCGCAAGCGGAUGGCGGUCUCUUCGAGCGAAGAAAUGUCGGACAGCCCGGGCGAGGACGACAUCGUAAGUCGCACUCCACAAAGCGGCAAGGCGAAGACGGCUGCGAAGCCCAAGACGAAGGUCGCCGCACCCGUCUCCAGGACGUCGGCGAAAUCGGCGACGGCCACGCCGAACAAGCGCAAGAAAGUCGACGCCACGCCGGAGGCCAAGCCGUCAUCGGCGAAGAUAUCGGCGCGCGCAUCAAAGCCUGGGCCGUCCCAGAAGACGGCCGACAACAAGAGCACGCGCGCCGAGGCAAGGGAGACGAUAACCAUCGACUCUGACUCCGAGGAUGACCAGCCCCUACGCGCCUUAGUUGCCGGUGCGGCGAGCAGCCCCGACGCUCCCGAAGACGCGAUGGAUAUCGAUGAGCCGCAGGUCGUCGACGGCAAAGGGAAGAGUAGGGCGGGCGACCUUGGGCAGCUGCCCGAGGCGGUCCAGAACGACAGCGAGCCAGACGACCACGGUUCCCCGUGGCACGGCGAUCGGAACGCGGUAGUGACGAUGGGCUGGCUCGGUACGCGGUGGAAGGAGCUGAUGGAGCAGAUCCGGGACCGCAUCGAGGACGAGGUGGAGAGCGCGGUGGGCUACCACAUUGCGAAGAUGCAAGCUGCGUCCAGCAAGCCGCAGGUCCCAGCUCACCAACCGCCCGAGGACCUGGUGCGCCGGCCGGGGUGGUACCCCAAAUACGACGGGCCGAGGCCUACGCCCAUUAACAACCUGAAGACCGAAAUGCUCGCGUCGAGGACCUCGAACGCGGCUGCUCCCUCUUCCUCGAGCGGCGCUGCGCGGUCGUCCUCAAAUCCCACAGUGUCGAGUUCUAGGAACGCCGCAGCGUCAUCGUCAAAGGACGACAUGGCCGCAUUCGCGCCCGACACCCCGACCCCGAAGCAACGCGGCGGCGGCUCGACAGCUUCAGCGUCGCGCAAGACCACGGGUGCCAAAAAGGCGGUCCACAAGGACUAGGACAGCUCGCGAUGUGUGAUUGUACGGACAAGGUUGGUCUUGAUAGUAUGUACAUACACAAACGCCGUGUCUUGCUGGGCUGCGUCCCAUGUCUUCUGGUCUCUAACGCUAUCGCACCGUGUCGCGUGUCGUCAGCGCAUAUCUUGUCAUACUCGUAUUGUUCUCGCUCGCUCGUCGUCGCUGCCGUGUACCCAGGUCGUACUGUAUCAUACUGUUGCAAUGUCAUAACGUGUACCAUGUCA